AUGACAGCACCAUUGGCUAUGGCCUUUCUGCUCUAUCACACCUACCUCAUCUGGGCUGGCAUGACCACAAAUGAAAGCGCAAAAUGGUCAGACUGGAAAGAGGAUGUUGCAGAUGGCUUGGUGUUUAAGUCCACCAGAAGCGAGAUUUAUGGGACCCCAUUCCACUCCGAUGAGGACACUCCGGCUCAAAGAGCCUGGCCAGUGAGCAGUGACCAGAUCCUAGUAGUCACGGACGGUGAGCCCCCCAAGGACGGCUUUCGGCUCUGCUCACGCUCAAAUGGGAUUUUUCAUAAGGAAGAUUCACAGGUGCCAGUUGACACAAGAUGGGUUGAAGUGAACAGUAUGCGGGAGAUUGACAAUAUCUAUGAUCUGGGAUUCUGGGACAAUCUACGGGAGGUUUUCAAUAUGCCUGUCAGACGCCGUGUAUAA
Messenger RNA from Aspergillus viridinutans, 429 nucleotides. RefSeq names its product palmitoyltransferase swf1. Lineage: Eukaryota; Fungi; Ascomycota; Eurotiomycetes; Eurotiales; Aspergillaceae. The coding region runs from base 1 to 429 and encodes 142 amino acids. The transcript has a single exon. The record is from RefSeq and is a predicted model, not a curated record.